AGUGGCUUAUAAAAUAUAUAUAUUGAAUAUGAUUAUAAAAGGGAAAAUCGGUAUUGAACUUUUGAAUGUUUUUAUCUUAUUUUUAACCCGUAAUAUGUGUUUGUGCUAUUAUUCGCUUAUGCAAGGCUUGUGGAUGGGCAUCUGUCUAGCUUCGAUAUCUGUGUCUAGUCGACGAUGUUUUUAAGUUCCUAUCAGAACCCAAAAAUUUGUUGGCGGUCAUCUUGCCCUGCUGGAUUCUUUGAGAGAGAGCAGAAGUAAAUUGCUACCAAUUUUCUGGAUUGUUCGAGGUAUUACUACCGCAAUCUGAGAUUAGCAGUGAGACUUGGACAACCCAACAACCCAUCAUCAAGCCCAUCAGCUAUUUUUAAGGUUAGACAGCUAUCCAACUUGUCAGUUGCUGUGUCGUUUCUGAUGUUACUAAUUUUUUUUUUUAAAGUUUCGAGAUAAGUCCCAUGGCUGGCCUGCGCGUGCAAACUAAACAGCUCGAGUGGCCGAGAGGCCCCGAAGCCAACGACGGCAGAUCUACGAACGGGUUUCAUCCAAAAACCGACUGCCCAGCAUUUCCAAAGUUUAUUACACACCAGCACAAUGUGUCAACCGACAGGGGCUGAGGCAAAGCUGGCGUCAUCGUAGUGCUGGCCAGUGGUGGUUUGCUUAUCGCAAGGCAUGCUCACGUGGUACAUUUUUGCAGUGGAGCGGGAGCACUAAUGCGGCGCUGGCGGCGGGGCGAUUUGCGGCAGCAGGGCAAGUAGUGUAGCGGCAUCGUUGCAGGCGGCAAGGGCGAGCAAGGCGCUGAAAGAUAGAAGCGGGCCCCGCUGAAACAGGAAAACACGAAAUGUCCAGGUGACCUGGGAGUGGGUUGCAUUGCGCAGUAUAGUAGAGUUUACAGCGGACGGUAGGCGGUUAGGUUGAGCGCCAUGGGGGGCAUGUGAGGUGCUGUAAGUUGCGCUGGAUUGCGGCCAGAGGAGGCUAUGAUGCACUUGUCAUUUUUCCUUAUCUUUCUUUGGCCGCCUUGUUCGCGUCGGUAUGACUCUCGAGUGUUUUCCUUCAAGUUGCACGCCCUGGUGAUUUCUUUUUCUUGUUUUCUUCCUCGCUUCAGCACUGCUUCUCUUUUUUAUUCAUCUUUUUUCCCGCCUUGUCUGCACACGCUUCGCCCGCCAGCACAUCCCUCCGCCUACAAACGCUGCUUGUCCAGCGAACACGCUACCCGCUAAGCCGCCGUGCCCUCGGCUUGUUCACCAACUCUCGCAGUAGUCGCCCGAGCUGUCACGGCCAGUUUUCACAAACUCCCACGUCUAUACAAACGAACUCGGCUUCAGUUUCAUGACACUGCGAUGAAUAUACACCCUUCCGCCUUUUAGGCGCCUUCCCCUUUCGUCUGCCCAAUUUCUUUACCAGAGUCGCAGAGAGCGCCGUCUACAACCUACAUCAUGACUACUAACGGUAAUCAUCACCCACCGAGCCGGCCGAUGGCGUGGAAUCCAGCCGCCCUUCUACAGCCUACAUCCAACAACCGUAGUAACGGUUCCCGAACAAGUUCAGGCAUGCAAACGCCACCCGUCAGCCGCGAUAGAUCGGAUUCUGAUUUGAACGGCUCGGUGGUAUUUCAGUUUGCUAGUACAAAUGAUAGCGCAUCAGACGCUAUUCCGAGUGGAGCUUCAACACCUGGCAGUAUUCAUAUGACAUCUGUCAAUGGUGUUGGCAGCUUUGUUGAAAGAAUGAAUAACGUGCAACAUCGAGACAGUAUCCCGCAAGCCAAGCGUCGCAAGGUUGACGAGGAAAUGCAAGAAGUUGGAGCUAACAGCGCCCAACAAGCUGUUCGCAGUGGAAGUUCAAUGCUAGGAGGUUAUAUCAAGGAACAACAAAGACAGGGAUCAAGCACGCCCACGUCGGAUACCAUGAUGGUUGACUUGACAAACGGUACCGAAGACGAGGACGCCGAUGUCCGCGAAAUCGAAGACCCUCGAGAAGAAGAAGUUUGCUAUGGUAUGCUUAAGAGCCGCCUAAACUGCACAAAAGUGCCGUCACCAAAGCCUGGCAUGCAGAGUCUUAUGGGCCCAGGCUAUGUUCCCGGCAUCAAAAUUAACCUCAAGCGUCUGGCCGGCGAUAACUCGUUGAAGAUCCCAGCCUCGGACCACACUCGCGAUAUUAUCGGCUAUGUCGAGUCUAAAACUGCAGCCGCUAUGUGUCCUUUGCUGGAUGCCAAUAUUCGACUGCGAACCGAAUGUCGAAUACCUACACACCCCAAAACAGCUGGCCAGGAGCCCGGUCAGCCGGUGUCCCGCGCUCAUCAUCUUGAUAUCAUUCUAUACGGACCGCUCAAAUACGUCAGAAGUGUUGGUGGCCAUUUGAAGAAAUCUAAGCUAUUGCUUGUGGCGCCAUACAUUGUCCAAAAAGGAAUCAAGGUUCACAACCCUCAUGUGGUAGAAUAUAAGCCAGCAACAGUGACCAGGACAUCGACACCAACAAACGGCCACUCAACGAAUUAUUCCACUAUUGCAACACGAACAGUUGAAGAGGUUCGAUCUGAAGUCAUGGGCGUGUUCGACUCUCUCACGAGAAGUGAAGAUUUGCCUGAGCUAACACCGCCGCCUACUAUUACAACGCCUCUACUCAAACAUCAGAAACAGGGAUUAUAUUUUAUGAUGUCGAGAGAACUUAGCCGGGCAGAAAGUAUCAACAGCACCGGUAUGGUGUCUUUCUGGCAACAAAAAGUGGAUGGUCUCGGCCAAAAGAAGUAUGUCAACGUCAUUACAGGACACACACAAGCCCAGCCUCCACAGGAAACCAGAGGAGGCAUCUUGGCAGAUAUGAUGGGUCUGGGAAAGACACUGUCUAUACUCUCUCUUGUCAUGAGUACCUUAGAUGCGGCGCGCGAGUUCCAGCAUCAAGCACCACUGCAGGUUUCCAAUGACAGUGCAGCCUCUAACAAGAAUAGCGUAUUCCCCACCCACACAGCAUUUGGCCUGACGGCAGCGACACGAAAUGCGAAGACAACACUCCUCGUAUGCCCAGUUAGCACCAUUACCAACUGGGAAGAGCAAAUCAAGCAACACGUUAAAGACGGAAGCCUAUCCUUCCACAUUUACCAUGGACCUAACAGAAUAAAAGAUCCAGAGGUUCUUGCGUCUUACGACCUCGUAAUUACGACGUACGGCUCAGUCUCUAAUGAGCUGACUGCGCGAAGAAAGGGCAAAGAGGGCCUCUAUCCCUUAGAAGAAAUUGGCUGGUUUCGCAUUGUUCUAGACGAGGCACACACUAUUCGUGAGCAAACCACGCUUAUGUUCAAGUCGAUAUGCCGCCUCUCGGCUCACCGAAAGUGGGCAGUAACUGGAACACCAGUCCAGAACCGAUUGGAUGACUUGGCUGCUCUACUCGCUUUUCUGCGCCUUGAACCCUUCCAUGAUCGCUCCAAGUUUAACCGCUUUGUCAUCGAGCCAUUCAAGGCUUGUGACCCGGAGAUUGUACCCAAGAUGCGAGUGCUUGUUGAUACCAUUACUCUGCGUAGGCUGAAGGAUAAGAUCGAUCUACCUCCCAGAGAAGAUGUUGUUAUUAAGCUUGACUUUAGCCCUGAUGAACGUCAAGUUUAUGACAUGUUUGCUCGCAAUGCGCAAGACCGUGUAUUGGUGUUGUCUAACUCUGGCCAAGGAAAGGUUCUUGGUGGCAACAGCUACAUUCACAUAUUAAAGGCAAUUCUAAGGUUGCGAUUGCUCUGCGCACAUGGUAAAGAUUUAUUGAACGAGAACGACCUGUCUGCGUUGCAAGGCAUGUCAGCAGAAAUGGCUAUUUCAAUUGACGACGACGAUGAGGAUAGCGGCCCCUCGCUUUCGCAGCAAAAAGCACACGAAAUGUUUCGCUUGAUGCAAGACACAAACAAUGACGCCUGUAUCGAGUGUAGCAGGAAGCUGGGCUCCAACGACGAUACAGAAUCUGAGAUGAACGAAGAUACUCUUGGAUACAUGACAGCAUGUUACCAUGUUGUCUGCCAUUCGUGUAUUAAGGCAUACAAGGCCAGAGCGCAGUCCAUGCUUAUACCUGGUCAGCUCUCUGGACCCUGCCACGUCUGUUCGGCGCACGUUAGACUGGAGUUUAUUGCCCUCCGCCGAUCAGAGGCAGAAGCUGAACCCGAAGUCUCUACCAAACGCAAAUCCCGUGCGAAGACGUUUGAUCGAUAUGAAGGCCCUCAUACCAAGACAAAGGCUCUGCUUGCAGAGUUGCUCAAAUCCGAAGACAAGACACGAGAAAAUCCCAUCGAAAAGCCGUACAAAUCGGUUGUCUUUUCAGGAUGGACUUCUCAUUUAGAUCUGAUCGAGUUGGCCCUCAAGAGUGUGAAUAUCAAAUUUGUACGUCUCGAUGGUACUAUGCUUCGCCCAGCACGAACCGCAGCAAUGGAUUCAUUCAGGGAAGAUGACAGCGUACAUGUGAUACUGGUGUCUAUUACCGCAGGAGGUCUUGGUCUUAACCUAACCUCUGGAAAUAGCGUGUACGUCAUGGAGCCGCAGUUUAACCCUGCGGCUGAAGCCCAGGCUGUUGACCGUGUGCAUCGACUCGGACAGAAGCGCCCAGUGCGCACAGUCAGAUACAUUAUGCGCGACAGCUUUGAAGAAAAGAUGGUUGAAUUGCAGCAGAAGAAGAUGAUGCUUGCCAGCCUCAGUAUUGACGGACAGAAGAGGCUGGAUAAGGAUGAAGCCGCAAGGCAGAAGCUUCUGGACAUUCGAAGUUUAUUCAAGUAACGACACCAACGACAUCAUGAUACCCCCACUACCAUGCUCCUCAUGGCUACAUUUGCUCUUUUUUCUUUCAGCACAAGUUUCUCUUGAUACGGCCUUCUUUCAAACCAUCAGUUCUUAGACUGCAUCCUUUCUUUACGAUCUAACUACGGGGGAUUUUGGCGGGCGAUUUGUCUUCUCUUUAUUGCUUUAUGGGGAAUUGCCCGAUGAUUUGGAAGUGGUGUUCAACGAGCAGUGAUUGGUAGAGCUUUGACAACGACUUACUUUCUGUUACUUUGUAUAUCGGGUAUUUAGCAGGCGAUUAUGACACAAAAUGGGGUUGGCUUGUGGAUGCACAAUUCAUUUUUCAUACUAUCUUUAAAGUACUCCUCUCAUGCGUAUAGAAGCAAAUUUCCACAGAUAAUGGUGAUAUAAUAGAUAUUACCAAAGAAAAGUUGCACAAAAAUGAAAUGCAAAAACUCCAUUCUCUGCGUUUUAUAUAUGAUUUGUUGGAACGUCAUUUACUCUGAAUACAUGGAUAUCUCAUGGCUCAUUAUUCUUCAUGGCGAUCUAGCCUCGACACCGUUUUCUUUUUGUCAUUUAGCUAGCCAUUGCGGCUGCCACAACAGAAGCCUCAUCAUCAGCUCUUAGAUCAGCAUACUCUGUACCCUGGUUUGCAGUACUGAGUCUUGCACACAGGCUGAGCAAGACGACUGUUUCGGUAGCAGCGUAGUGGUUCAAGGCGUCCAAUAGAAUCUGCAGGUGUCUGCUGAAAUUCGUCUCCCAUUUGCGGAUAAUCUCAGACAAAUGGGCAAUGCGGGCCUCGGCAUCAUUCUGCAUGGAGGCAUCGGGGUUGGAUGCAGAGCGUGACGAAGUUGACUUUGUUGCAAUGAAGUACUUCCACUGAUCUUCGGUGACUAUUGGCGGCUUAUUGUUUGCCGAAAUAUCAGGGUCGGCCUUUUCUAGUUCCUUGGUGAGCCAGUUUGUGUACUCGGCGAAGAUGGUGCAGGUUUGCAUUAGUUUAGAGUGUAUCUAUAUGGAGGGUUAGCAUCAGAAUAAACUUGCAUCACAACAUUAAUACGAAACACGUACUUUGAGGAGUUUGCUGUUUGUAAGCAUACAUUCCUUCAGACAUGUGUCUAGGAAAUCAACAUGGUCUUGCAUAAGCUCGUCAACAGUUCGAGCUACUCCUGGAGUGUUCUGAUGCUGAGUUUCGGCUGUAUUUAGCCUCGACAUGAACUUGGCCCAGUUUGGUUCGAUAACCUCCGCAGUGCAAAAAUAUAAGAGUUGCUGGACAAAUAUAAGCAUCCUAGCUCGAAGUGUCCAAGCACGUCUUUUCCAAAUUUCCAAAUCAGAGUUGGCGCUGCGGAUGGACCAGCUUAAGCCACGGGUUUGAGUCUGCCAUGUUGUCGACAGCUGUGACUCGAGAUACCGAAGCGAUAGCAAGUAUCGAAACAAAGCUUGGUAUCGCCAGAUAGUUUUGCGGCUGAUGACCAAUGAUACUGGAAAUGGUACUGUAUAAUCGAGCUGGAGCGAGCUGAAUCCCUUGGCAUUUUUAUCGCUGUCUGUUGGUUGAUUCGGAAGAGGCUGAAGAGCCUCACCCUGCUCAAUGCCUGUGAUAUUAACAACCCGUUGAAGGGACUUUGUUAAAGUAAUUUCGUUCAUUUCAACCUUGACAUCUUCCUUGAACGGGUCAAGAGCAACGAUGCUGCCUGGCUGGCGGAGGACAAGAUCUAGCAACGACUGAAGUUUGCUUGUGUUAACUUUCUCCACAGGCUUGCGCAGUUCCGACGCUCCCAGCUCCAUAAAGUAGGAAAAGUAGUCAGAGGGAUGAAGGAAAAAGUAGUGCUUCAGCGAUUGGAGACGGGCAGGGAGUGCAUGUGACGUCAGAAGAAGCUGCAUGAGGGACUGGUUAGCUUUGGCGUAGGCGUUGUUGAUGUUCUCCAGGAAGCGACUGUCCUCAAAAGAAAGAGGCACAUCGGUUACGCUCUUGCUGACAUCGACGCCUCCACAUUCUCUGACUACAUUCAGGUACUUUCCUGCAAGUAGAACCUUCUCCUUGACUCCCUCAAGCUGUGGCGGAACAUCGUGAUCGCGGACGGUGUAGCGGCGCUCCCAAUACUCAUCCGUAUAGUCCUGCUCGAGGCGUUCACGCCUGAUACUCUUUUGUUCUUUAAUAAUAAACUCCGCAUGUGGAUCGUAGAUGGAACCAUAGUGCAGCCAUUCGUUUAACAUGACCAUAUAUGGGCGACUGGCAUCGCGCAAAAGGGAGGUUAGAAGAGCGCGAGCAGCAGGAUCGCCAGCCAUCGAUUCUAGGCGCUUGGUAACGAGGCCAAGCACAACGCCACCCUUGCAAAUCUUCUUGCCGGUCAUGUUUCCUGGCAUGAAUUCUCCGCCAUCUCUAAGGCGUUCUAUGAUUAGAUCGUCGUCCUCUUCGCUAUCGUCUUCCUCACUCUCGUCAUCCAAGAGAGCGUUCUUCUUGAGUAGUUCUUGUGCUAGAGAGUAGAGUUGAAAUAGCAUUUGACUCGUAGAUAAUGUGUGGAUAUUGAGCACGUGGACGGUGAAUGUGUCGUUUGUCAGGAACUGGGUUUCCAACUGAGCAACCAUGACAAGAUAAUCCUGUAGAAGCUUUCGAAUUGACGCACACAGGGCAUGAUUGACAGCACCAAACUCAUUACGACUCUGGACGUCAACGAAAGCUUCCAGUGCUGAGUAGUAGGUAGCCAUUUUCAGCAUUCCUUUUGUAAGAUCGUGUAAGCUUGGAUCGAGGCCAGGCAGAAUACUAAAGUCUGGGCCGGAGAGGCGGUCACGUUCCUCUAAAGGGUUAUAUCCUUUUGCGAAGCGAAUGUAUUGGCCUUCAUAUCCCAUAAAAGCGAAAAGAAGGUCUUCGACGAUGGCUGCUUCCUGCGCCUCGAGCGACAUUUCGUUUAGAGGCGGGGGCUGAGGGGCCUGCGGGACCGUAUAAGCUGCUGGCGGUAGAGAUACUCUGGAAGCAAGCGGUGCUGUCGUUCGUGGCAAAAGGGUGACUGCCGGAUUCCAAGGCACAUGCGAGUUU
Messenger RNA from [Torrubiella] hemipterigena, 7764 nucleotides. NCBI's taxonomy places the organism in Eukaryota, Fungi, Ascomycota, Sordariomycetes, Hypocreales, Clavicipitaceae. The record is from the annotation of a GenBank genome assembly.